CGGGUAUAAGAAAUAGCAACUGUGGAGGUGAUCUGAUGGAUGACGAUGAGAAGGACAGGGCAAAGAGGGCUUCACGCAACAAAUCUGAGAAGAAGCGAAGAGACCAGUUCAAUGUUCUCAUCAAAGAACUCAGCACAAUGCUCCAGGGGUCCACACACAAGAUGGACAAGUCUACUGUGCUGCAGAGGACAAUUGACUUCCUGCAGAAACAAAAAGAACUUUCCGCUCAGACAGAUGCUUGUGAGAUCAGACAGGACUGGAAGCCUUCUUUCCUUAGCAACGAAGAGUUCACACAGUUGAUGUUGGAGGCUUUAGAUGGAUUUCUCAUAGCACUUAGUGUCGACGGAAACAUUAUUUAUACCUCUGACAGUGUUUCUUCCCUGCUUGGACAUUUACCGUCAGAUCUAGUGGACCAAAAUAUAUUGAACUUCCUCCCAGAACAGGAGCAUGCAGAAAUAUUCAAGCUGCUAUCAAACCAGAUGCUGGUGACUGACCAGGUCUCUCAUGACUACUCCAACAAUCAAAGUCACAUUGAAUUCUGCUGUCAUUUAUCAAGAGGGUCCUUGGAUCCAAAAGACACCCCCAUCUAUGAAUAUGUAAAAUUUGUGGGGAAUUUUAAAUUUUACAAUCUGGUGCCUGCAUCAUCCUGCAAUGGUUUUGAAUCGGCCAUUUCAAGGUCAUUUAGAUCCACAGGAAAGGAACAAGUCUGCCUUGUGGCUACAGUACGUCUUGUUAUCCCACAGUUUUUAAAGGAAUUGUGCAAUGUUGAGGAGCCAUGUGAAGAAUUUACAUCCCGUCAUAGCUUAGAGUGGAAAUUUCUGUUUCUGGAUCACAGGGCUCCUCCUAUUAUAGGUUACCUCCCAUUCGAAGUGCUGGGGACGUCUGGCUAUGAUUACUACCAUGUUGACGACCUGGGACUUCUAGCAAGGUGCCAUGAACACCUGAUGCAGUUCGGGAAAGGCAAGUCUUGCUACUAUCGUUUCCUAACAAAGGGACAACAGUGGAUUUGGCUACAGACUCAGUAUUACAUCACCUUUCACCAGUGGAACUCCAAGCCUGAGUUCAUCGUUUGCACUCACAGCGUCGUCAGCUACGCCGAAGUCCGUGCAGAGAGACGGCGAGAACUGGGCCUCAAGGAAACUUCAGCUGAGAUCCUGACUCCACCAGUCCUAAAGAUUCAGGACUGCCACAUGGAGAGCACGCAUUGUGAGUGUGUCCAGGACGUUUCCACAGAGAAGCUCAGUAGCAGUCGACCGUGCUCAGUGUCAUCUCCAAGCUCGUUCAAGUCCUCUCACGAUGCAUUGUCCGACACUCCUUCAACAGCAUCCAAGAUGCUCACUAAAGCAAGCACGCCAUCCAGGCAAUCAGUGAACACUAGUUUACAGGACAAGCUUGUGCAGAGGUCACAGCCAAUCAGCACUCAGGUUUUGAUGACAGAGACACCACUGACCGAAGCACAUCAUCUGCAGUCCGUGCCUCCACCCACCGUCUCCACUCAACAGCCUUCUGUGACCAUGUACCCAUGCUCUGUACAGCUGGGUGUGAUGCACCAGCUGAAGGAGCAGCUGGAGGAGAGGACGCGGAUCCUACAGGCGAAUAUCCAGACCCAGCAGGAGGAGCUCCACCACAUCAAGGAGCAGCUGCAGCUCGUGCAUGAUUCCAACCUCCAGAUGCUGUUUCAAGAGCCCAUUUCCCUCGGGAUGAGCACAUCAGAGCACCAAGUUCAAGGGCAGCAGCAGCCGCCGCCGCCGCAGCCGGAUAUCAUCAUGCAGAAUUCGUUCCUACCCAACAGAACUGAAUCUGAUGUUCAUGGCCAGCAGUUAUCUUCAUCCCAACAACUCCUCAGGGAACCCAGUAUGAAAUCAGUACCGGGAAAGCAGCAGUUCAUGAAAGAAGGGCAAUUUCAGCGAGCCAGUGUGCAAAUUCAGUCACCAAACAACCUGGUUGCACCACUCUUCAGUAAUCCCAUGAUGUUUACUCAGACUACGACAGGGACUUUCCCAGUGUCACUGCCAUCUGACACCAGCCGAAGCCACUCAUGUGCUGGCAAUGGGUCUGACCGACAGCUAAGAUAUAUCCAAGAUCAGCAGAUGCUGACAGCACUAACAAUGCAGCCAAUUAACUGUAGCACAGUCAUUUUGCCAUCUCCAAAUUCCAUGGCUCUGCAGUACCAAGGGUUCCCUCAACACCAGCGAGGCUCCGUUCCACAGCAGCAUGGCCAUCAUUCCAUGACAGUCCAACAACAACACCAUUACCUUCAGCAAGUGGUGCCAAGUAGGAUGACGCAGGGCUGCCAAUCCCAGCCACUCUUCCUGCCCUCAACUCAGCAUGUGAACCUGGAAUACCUCUCGCAACACCAUACCCGCGGAACACAGAGCAGCGCGGGCACCCGCUCGGACUUGUCCCACAUCCAGCUGCCACGGCACUACAGGGGACCCUUGGGAGCGACGUGGCAAACCCUCCCGCGAGCGGUCACUCAAACCCCUCUGCACCCCCGAACCAUCUGGCUCUCGUUCAGGCCCCACAUCCUCUCCUUCCGCACCCUGCGGUACAACCGACUGCCCAUCACCAACCCCCCUUACCCUGUCUAA
Messenger RNA from Mobula hypostoma (lesser devil ray), 2591 nucleotides. RefSeq names its product neuronal PAS domain-containing protein 2-like. The transcript has 21 exons. Gene Ontology annotation, biological process: regulation of transcription by RNA polymerase II; circadian regulation of gene expression. The coding region runs from base 36 to 2591 and encodes 851 amino acids. Gene Ontology annotation, molecular function: DNA-binding transcription factor activity, RNA polymerase II-specific; RNA polymerase II cis-regulatory region sequence-specific DNA binding; protein dimerization activity. The record is from RefSeq and is a predicted model, not a curated record. Gene Ontology annotation, cellular component: cytoplasm; nucleus; CLOCK-BMAL transcription complex. Lineage: Eukaryota; Metazoa; Chordata; Chondrichthyes; Myliobatiformes; Myliobatidae.